Messenger RNA from Girardinichthys multiradiatus, 8940 nucleotides. RefSeq names its product zinc finger, SWIM-type containing 8 (gene zswim8). Bases 1287 to 7160 code for a protein of 1957 amino acids. The record is from RefSeq and is a predicted model, not a curated record. Gene Ontology annotation, cellular component: Cul2-RING ubiquitin ligase complex. Gene Ontology annotation, molecular function: zinc ion binding. The transcript has 26 exons. Lineage: Eukaryota; Metazoa; Chordata; Actinopteri; Cyprinodontiformes; Goodeidae.
CUUUCGCACGACACCGGAAGCUGGGAUCAGCUGAUGGAGGAAGAGCUGAAAAAAAGGUGAGCCAUCUUCCCCCGGCAGACGGAUACGGACUCAGAGCUUUCACGAAAGAUAUACGAGAAAAUGAGAAGGAUUUCGGUGUCAUUCGACGGCGACAGACUGGUUUUAAAACGCCAGGACAACUAGAGGAAACCGUGAAGGAAUUUGCAAGGACCAGUUCUGACAGAGGAAAAUACCUGCUGUUAACGUUCGACACAAAAGCCUCUAACUGCAUUAACAAAGAACGGUCAACAAAAAGGGAUUAAUAUCGGAAUAUGGAUUAGAUGUAACCUGUAUAAUUACAUGAGAAAGGCUACAUAAAGACGCUUCCGGUCGCUGCAGUGUGCAGCAGAACCCUAGCCUGUAAACAAACAACUAGCUUUAGUUAGCCGAUUGCUGGUUAGCACUCAGCUGCUAAUAUACACAGCUAAGCUAUGGUGGCAGGGCUGAAGUACAGAAAGCCGAGAUAAACAGAGAAAACUACUACAAACUAAAUCCAGUCUCACCAUCGCUAUCCCAAGCAGGUGGUAUUGGUUUAUUACCCAUGUAUGCAUUUAUUCUAGGGAAAUUAGCGUUGGAACUAACGCGGUACAGUUAUUUUCUUUAGCUCCUAAGUAAAAUAACUGCAAACCGAGCGAUAAACGCGGUACUGUAAAGCAUUAGACAGCUCUAACGUAAACGCAUCAUAUGUUUAAGUCACUGGACAUGACACUUGUGAUUGACAUGGACUGGGAUGUUUUCUGUUAGCAUACUUCAGCUGAUUGGCUGAAAAGAGAGGGGAUGAAGGAAAACAACUUUCUGAUUCCCUUAGAAUGGAGUUCUAGCUUUAUUACAGCGGGGGGUUUCAAAAGCUCCCUUCAAAAUAAGACCUCACACCUGCAGUGUGAAUUGACAUUGCGUAGGUGAUUAAAUUGUUGUCCUUUUAAGGCAGCAGUGUUCAGUACAGUCAACCAGACCUGGUCAUUAUUAGGUAACUAUUUAAUUUACAUACAGACAUAUUGUGUAGUAGUUUUGUUUUCUUAAUUCUAAAUAUAUUUAAAGUUGAUAGCUCGAGUGCAUCCUCCUUAGUGUUUGUGUCAUGUAGCUGAGCUUUGGGCCAACUGGUAACCUCUCUGGCUUUGUUUUGCUAGCUAGUGGGCCUUCCUUCCAGUUCUGAAACAUUUUGGACUGGGCCACUUUUCUCUUAACUUCCUACUGCAGCUUCAAGCCACAGCCAUCUAGAUUCUAGAGCAUUCAGAAAAGUUGAUGUGAUGGAACUGAUGUUUGCUGAGUGGGAGGAUGGGGAGAGGUUCUCCUUCGAAGACUCAGACAGGUUUGAGGAAGACUCCCUGUGCUCCUUCAUCUCUGAGGCAGAGAGCCUCUGCCAGAACUGGAGAGGAUGGAGAAAACAGUCUGCUGGGCCCAACUCCCCGACGGUCAAGAUUAAAGAUGGUCAGGUGACGCCUCUGGUUGAAUUAUCAGCCAAACAGGUAGCUUUUCAUAUCCCAUUUGAGGUAGUGGAGAAGGUCUAUCCCCCCGUGCCAGAACAGCUUCAGCUCCGCAUCGCCUUUUGGAGCUUCCCAGAGAACGAGGAGGACAUCAGGUUGUAUUCAUGCCUGGCUAAUGGCAGUCCAGAUGAAUUUCAGCGUGGAGAGCAGCUGUACAGGAUCCGAGCCGUCAAAGAUCCCCUUCAAAUCGGCUUCCAUCUCAGUGCUACAGUAGUUUCCAGUCAGUCUGGUCAGUCUAAAGCAGCCUACAAUGUGGCAGUCAUGUUUGACCGCUGCCGCAUCACUUCCUGCAGCUGUACCUGUGGCGCCGGGGCAAAAUGGUGCGCCCAUGUAGUUGCUCUCUGCCUAUUCAGAAUCCACAACGCAUCAGCAGUUUGUUUGAGGGCUCCAGUCUCCGAGUCUUUGUCCAGGCUCCAGAGGGACCAGCUCCAGAAGUUUGCCCAAUACCUCAUUAGUGAGCUGCCUCAGCAGAUCCUGCCCACAGCCCAGCGGCUGCUGGAUGAGUUGCUGUCUUCUCAGUCUACAGCCAUCAACACUGUUUGUGGAGCUCCAGAUCCGACGGCUGGCCCUUCAGCAUCUGAUCAAAGCACCUGGUAUCUGGAUGAGUCGACCCUUAGUGAUAACAUUAAAAAGACUUUGCACAAGUUCUGUGGGCCCUCUCCUGUUGUCUUCAGUGAUGUCAACUCCAUGUACCUGUCCUCUACUGAGCCACCGGCAGCUGCUGAGUGGGCCUGUUUGCUGCGGCCUCUGAGGGGGCGGGAGCCUGAAGGCAUCUGGAACCUUCUGUCCAUCGUCAGGGAAAUGUUUAAGAGGCGAGACAGCAACGCUGCCCCACUGCUGGAGAUCCUCACUGAACAGUGCCUUACCUACGAGCAGAUCAUCAGCUGGUGGUACAGCGUCAGAACCUCAGCGUCCCACAGCAGUGCCAGCGGCCACACUGGGCGCAGCAACGGCCAGUCAGAGGUGGCAGCUCAUGCCUGUGCGAGCAUGUGUGAUGAGAUGGUUGUUCUAUGGAGGCUGGCUGUGCUUGACCCCACUAUGAGCCCCGGCAGGCGGUUGGAACUGGCGAGCCAGCUGAAGCAGUGGCAUCUGAAAGUCAUAGAGAUCGUGAAGCGAGGACAACAUCGAAAGUCACUGGAUAAACUUUUUCAGGGCUUCAAACCUGCUGUGGAAUCCUGCUAUUUCAACUGGGAGGUGGCCUAUCCACUUGAAGGUAUCACAUACUGCAGUGCAGAUAAGAAGAACAACACGUUCUGCUGGCCCAGGGCUAUGCAGUUCCAGAAGGGAGUCAAAGCUGCUGCCGGUGUGGCCGGUGAGCCUUCUGAGUCUGGAGGAGGGAGCAAAGCUGAAGGUGGAAUUCUGGUGGACUAUAAGGGAAGAGGGAAUGGCUAUUUUUCACAGCAAGAGGUGGCUGUGCGACCAAAGGAGACCAUACUUAGCAAACGGAAGGGUUUGUCACUAAGUGGAGGAGGAGGAAUGCUGGUCCGGCUGGGAGGGAGUGUCUCUCUGUCUUUAGAAGAUGGUGGAGGAAAGUGCAUGUAUAAAGGAGCAGCUCCCUCCUCUGGAGGUAAACUAAAACUGACACAGGGAGGAGGGAAGGUUCCAUCCACAGGAGGUCCUGGGGGAAGUGGAGGAACAGGAAGCAAUAAACAUGCCGGUGUUAAGCGAAGAACCAGCAGUGAGGACAGCUCUUUAGAGCCAGACCUGGCUGAUCUCAGUCUGGAUGACAGCUGCAAUCUAGCUCUGGGGGCAGAGGCCUGUAACACUUUUGAGUUUCUUCCCACAGCAGCAGAGGUGCUGCCCUCUCCAAGCCCACUGCUCCGAGACUCACCCAAAUACAGCAGAGGCAGCGCAGGCAGCAAGAGUUUUGACAUUAAGCAUGUUAGUCAUGUCCCAGCUACACUGACUGCUGCAGAGUCUGCUCCGGCCUGUUUUACUUCCAAAGAAAACAUGGAUGUGGUUGUUGAUACUGCAGAAAGGGAAGCAGAGGUGGACACUGAACCUGUCCCCAGCAGAAAUAAAGACAUGUGUAGCAGUGAGCAACCUUCCAGCUCAGCAAUGACUGCAAGAUCUGGCAGCCCUCAAGCUUCUGCCAAGUUGCUUUGGGGCAACAGGGAAGCAGAAUCUGCUGGAGCAGCAACAGGUGCAGCUGUAGCUGCUAACCAGGGUGUUGAGGCCACAGGUGGAGCUUCUGAAGGAGAAGCUUUGGCUGAAGAUGACUAUCAGGCGUACUACCUGAGUGCUGCAUCAGAAGAGGGAGCAGACAAACAGCUGGCUGACAACCACCAGGAGGAAGAACCAGACAUCUUUGCAGGAAUUAAACCACUCGAGCAGGCAGGACGCAUGGAGGUGCUGUUUGCGUGUGCUGAAGCCCUCUAUGCUCAUGGCUACAGUAAUGAGGCAUAUCAGCUGGCUGUGGAGCUGGCCAGAGACUUGUUGGCCAACCCUCCAGACCUGAAGGUGGAGCAGCCCCAGACUAAGGGUAAGAAGAGCAAGGUGUCAACCAGCCGUCAGACACAGGUGGCCACUAACACACUGUCCAAAGCCGCGUUCCUCCUCACUGUUCUCAGCGAGAGACUCGAACUCCACAACCUGGCUUUUAGCACGGGAAUGUUCUCCCUGGAACUGCAGAGACCACCUGCAUCUACUAAAGCCCUAGAGGUGAAGCUGGCGUACCAGGAGUCUGAGGUGGUGGCGCUGUUGAAGAAGAUUCCACUGGGCCUGGUGGAGAUGUCAGCCAUCAGAGAACGAGCCGAGCAGCUAAGGGAUGGAAACCUCUGUGAUUACAGACCGGUGCUGCCUCUAAUGUUGGCCAGUUUCAUAUUCGAUGUUCUCUGCACCCCAGUUGUGUCCCCAACUGGUUCCCGUCCACCCAGUCGCAACCGAAACAACGAGAUGCCUGGGGACGAGGAGCUGGGCUUUGAGGCAGCUGUAGCAGCACUGGGAAUGAAGACGACAGUUAGUGAGGCAGAGCAUCCUCUGCUCUGUGAAGGAACUCGCCGGGUGAAGGGUGACCUGGCUUUAGCUCUCAUGAUCACCUACAAGGAUGACCAAAGCAAACUCAAGAAGAUUCUGGAUAAACUGUUGGACAGGGAGAGCCAGACCCACAAGCCUCAGACUCUGAGCUCUUUCUACUCGAGCAAGCCAGCAGCAGGCAGUCAGCGUAGCCCAUCCAAACAUUCUGCCAGCAGCCACAUUGGGAUCGGAGGUGCCACCGGGGGGGUCACCAAACAUGCCUUGUCGUCAUCCUCAUCCAACACCUUGGCUGCAUCUUCUUCAAGCUCUUCUUCUGCUGUAGCACUUCCAGGGGAGGAGGUGACUGCACAGGUUGAACUCAGCCUGCUGCAGAACAGCUCAACUGGGGAGAGCACGGCUGAGACCAAGGAGCAUGUUUCAGAUGCAGCACAGUUAUCAAGUGAGCAGCAGAAUGAAACGGCAUCCUUUAAACUGGAGCCCACCGUUCCCAGUCGACUGGCACUGGGAGGGCGCUGUGGAUACAGCCAACGUUGCUGGGGCUCACCUGUCCGCCAGAAGAAGAAACACACAGGCAUGGCGAGCAUAGAUAGCAGCGCUCCUGAGACCACCUCAGACAGCUCCCCCACCCUCAGCCGCAGGCCGCUCCGUGGUGGCUGGGCAGCCGCGUCCUGGGCACGGGGCCAGGACAGUGACAGCAUCAGUAGUUCAUCAUCGGAUUCGCUAGGUUCCUCCUCCUCAAGUGGUUCUCGCAGAGCAGGGGGAGGGGCCAGGGCCAAGAGCACAGACACGAGCAGGUAUAAAGGACGCCGUCUGGAGUGCCAUGCUCCCCAUGUGCCCAAUCAGCCAUCAGAGGCAGCGGCCCAUUUUUACUUUGAGCUGGCCAAGACGGUGCUGAUCAAAGCUGGAGGGAACUCCUCAACCUCCAUUUUCACCCAGCCCUCAGCCAGUGGCGGUCACCAGGGGCCACACAGAAACCUGCACCUCUGUGCUUUUGAGAUUGGACUGUAUGCUCUUGGCCUCCACAACUUUGUUUCACCCAACUGGCUGUCCAGGACCUAUUCAUCUCAUGUCUCCUGGAUCACUGGCCAAGCUAUGGAGAUUGGCAGUGCAGCCCUGAACAUUCUGGUUGAGUGCUGGGAUGGCCACCUCACUCCACCAGAGGUGGCAUCCCUGGCCGACCGAGCAUCACGGGCCAGGGACCCGAACAUGGUUCGGGCGGCCGCAGAGCUGGCCCUCAGCUGCCUGCCUCAUGCCCACGCCCUCAAUCCCAAUGAAAUCCAGAGAGCUUUGGUUCAGUGCAAAGAACAGGACAACUUAAUGCUGGAAAAGGCCUGCAUGGCAGUAGAAGAGGCAGCGAAGGGCGGCGGUGUGUAUCCUGAGGUUCUCUUUGAGGUGGCUCAUCAGUGGUACUGGCUUUACGAGCAGUCAGUGGGCGGGGGUGCAGGCCAACAGCGGGAGCCCCCAGGCCGCUGCAGGGCCAACGGGAGUUCUGGCCGGAGGCCCCCAGAUUCCACCUGUGUUGUGCUCGACGGUGGAGCCAACAUGGAGUCUUCAGGGGUGGGAGCUGUCACAGCUUCAGUCACUGCGGCAGCCAUCGUGCCCGUCAUCUCUGUGGGCUCCACCAUUUACCAGUCCCAUGCUAUACCUGGCCAGGCCAUAUCCCAUCCCCACAGUCAAGGACUCCACCCUUACACCACCAUCCAGGCCCACCUCCCCUCGGUCUGCACCCCACAGUAUCUGGGACACCCUCUGCAGCACGUUCCUAGGCCUGCUGUCUUCCCUGUUUCUGGGGCUUCAUAUCCACAGGGGAUGCAUCCCGCUUUUAUUGGUGCCCAGUACCCCUUCUCAAUGGCUCCCGGCCCCCAGCCCUCUCUGUCGGCCACGGCUGUCACCUUCCCAGGUGUUCCGGUACCGUCCAUGACUCAGAUCGCCGUCCACCCCUACCACACUGAGACUGGCAUACCCCUGAGCACCACCGUGGCAGUGGGCAGCGUCCACUCUGGCCCAACCAUACAGGCCAUACAGGGGGCAUCUCUGCCCGCUGUCUCCUCCCAGCCUGCUCCAUUGGUGAGCGCCCCCUUUACAGCAGAAGAGGAACAUCACAGCCAGCCAAUCAGCCAGCAAGGCCUGCACUACCUGCAUUCAGCCUACAGAGUUGGCAUGCUGGCGCUGGAGAUGCUGGGCAGGAGGGCUCAUAAUGACCAUCCUAACAACUUCUCCAGAAGUCCACCUUACACAGAAGAUGUCAAGUGGCUGUUGGGACUAGCUGCAAGGCUAGGAGUCAACUAUGUGUACCAGUUCUGUGUUGGAGCAGCUAAAGGUGUCCUGAGUCCAUUUGUCCUGCAGGAGAUCAUCAUGGAGGCUCUGCAGAGGCUGAAUCCGGCUCACAUCCACGCCCACCUCCGAACCCCUGCUUUCCACCAGCUGGUGCAGCGCUGCCAACAGGCCUACCUACAGUACAUCCACCACCGGCUCAUCCAUCUGACACCUGCUGACUACGAUGACUUUGUCAACAUCAUCCGCAGCGCUCGAGGGGCUUUCUGUCUGACACCUGUGGGGAUGAUGCAGUUUAAUGACGUGCUGCAGAAUCUGAAGCGAGGCAAGCAGACCAAGGAGCUGUGGCAGCGCAUCUCACUGGAGAUGGCGACGUUCUCCCCAUAAACAGUUCACUGAAGGAUACCACACAGCCUCCAGCUUUACUACUGCCACCCUACUGAGCCAGACACAUCUACAGAGCUCCUCUCUGUCAUGGGCCCUUCUCUCCCUCCUUUAUUGACUCAGCUAAAAGUCUGUGAAAACGGGCCAGUGUCCCUAAUCCAUGGAUUCCCAGUUUGUUUGUUUGUCUACUCAAAUCUCAGUAGAAAAGCCUGGUCAUUGUUCUUUCUUAACGCACUUGAUUUACCAACAUUUAGCUGUGUUUAACUAUGAGCCACAGUGUGCUCCUCUCUCUUUGACCUAGAUCUGUUGAUCCUGUCUCCAUUUCAGGUGUUUUAGGUUUUUUUCUUAGUUCAGUUUGGUUUGAAACAUUUAGUGAGGUUCUUUGUCACGCUGCAACAUUCCAGUCCAGAGUAGGUGGCCUGUCACUGUCAGUCUGAACCUUUUGCAGCGUGGGACAAUGGGGAGAAAAGCUCAUUUUGUUCUGAGGAUGUUUUAAUAUUUUGUAUAAUCUUUUUGAUACUGACUUUGGCAUGCAUACAAACAAGACCGGGGAAAGGAUGAGAAUGCUAAAGUGCUGUUGGCUGCCAUUUGGGAUCCAUAUUUACAUACCUUCUGACAACAGCUGGGCAUGUCCAGCAGGUAGACAAUCUGUGUUGGGAAUCAUCGGUCAGGCUAAGUUUAGCUGGAAAUUGUUGAGUACAUCCUUACAUUUAUUAAAGGCAGGCAGGUUUAUUUCUUUUUAUUUGUAGGUUUCUUUUCAACACCUCUGAGAAAGUCAUUUCAGAGGGCUGUGCUGAGUGAAGGCUAAUGGGGAAAAAGAUGAACCAGUUGGCAUCUGACCAGAGGAUGAUGCGAAUUAAAAAUUCCAUAUCCAUCCCAACCCACCCUUACAGCAUCCAGCUGUCUAAAUUCACGUCAGAGUCUCGUUACCUAUGUGGAUUAUAGCAGGCCAUACUGCCCUGAAUGUUUUACAUCUCCCUGCUUCAGCUCACCUUUUUACAUUUCAGUAACCAAGCUUCUGUAGAGCUUGAUGAUAGGCUUCCAAGGUCAUUCUUGUUUCCAAAUCAGGUGUUCAAGAAGGGAACCAUCUAAAACAUGCAGGUUAGUGUACCUCCAGGACCAGGAUGAGGAAAUGCUGGAAAGCAGUGCUCCUGUUGGAUUAACGCAUUGGAUCAGAGGCUCUUACAGGACUGAUGGUGGCUCCAUCCUACUGUUCAAAACAGAACACUUUGCACAUAAGGGGCCCUAGUAGAUCUGUUUGAAUGAGACUUCAUUUACGCAUUUACCCCAGUGAACUUUGAGGUAUGAGCUGUGCCACAAAUGGACGAGGCAGCUUAUCACAGGCCCAGUGUGUGGGAAGCUUGGGAAGGAGACUCAGAUCCAGCUGUGCUGCGGCUCUCGAAAGACCUGCCUCCAUGACUCGUAACACACGAUUGCCAGCACUUCACCACACCUGACUUCACACACAGAGGUGUGUUUAACUGGAGCAUCUCUUCAGUGCGGUUAGCUCCAUGGUGCUCUUACUUUAGCAUAUGUUGAUCCUCUCUGUCCAGAUGGCUGUUUUUUUCUGAACCUGUUCUGAAGGUCACAUGUGAAGGUGAGUGUAGAAAAUGUUCUGUGAUAUUUUUGUAUUCCUCAGAACUGUAGCUUAAUCCAUGGGUUCUAUAUAAACAUAUUGUAAAAUAUUCUAAUUUAGAGUAAAAAAAAAAAAAAAAAGUUUAAGAUUAAAAAAGCAAUACUAAAAAUUUAGAGUUUACCUAAUAAAGAUCAUUGAAAACACUAA